Messenger RNA from Hordeum vulgare subsp. vulgare (domesticated barley), 2703 nucleotides. RefSeq lists its product as uncharacterized. NCBI's taxonomy places the organism in Eukaryota, Viridiplantae, Streptophyta, Magnoliopsida, Poales, Poaceae. The record is from RefSeq and is a predicted model, not a curated record. The transcript has 5 exons. Gene Ontology annotation, molecular function: metal ion binding. The coding region runs from base 951 to 2240 and encodes 429 amino acids.
CCCGCGAAUUGUGGGACGGCUUGGUGCGGUAGGUAGGGUAAAGCCGGAGAAUUUCGGUGGUUUGGUGAAGUGUUGGUAGUCGUGCGGCCAGUUUCCGAUGAAUUGUGUGGGUUCCCACCGCCGCUAGUUUUUUCUUUACUUCCGAAAGGUCGUUCUUUCUUUUUCGUAAUCUUCUCUGAUAUUAUGAAUUGUGCUCGUGGGAUAUAGGCCUGACCGGAUCUUCUCCUGUUUGCGAUUAUGCCUGCUAGAUUUACUGUUGGUUUACUUGCUAUCCUUUCAUUUUCAUGUUCUGCUAGUUGAUAGUCGCUGGAAAAGAAAUUUAGAUUCAAAGCCAUCUCGAUGUGAUGAACUGCGCCUAGCAGCGUGCUGUUGUAUAAUCUGGCGCAUGAGUCACACAAGCACACGGCGUUUUGCUUUAUACUGUAUGUUGCUUUUAUGCGAUUCCCUGUUUAAGAUAUUACUCGUUAUUUGUCAUUCGGUCCUGAGGUGGUCUAUAUGUCUUGAUUUGACAUGAGAAUAAAUGUGAUAUAUGCUUGUGUGUUGUGCGGGGAGAGGAAUCAGUGCCCCUUGAGUGUCUUUUAGUAUAGGAAUGUCUUGGGUACUGGUCUACCUAACGGCGGCUUUCUUCCUUCACAUUAUCACAUAGUUUCACCCACUGCGGUUAGCUGGCUUCCCUGCUUUGUGCCUUCAAUUAUACGCAAGCAUCCUUUUGUAUUCCUUUUUAACUUUUUUUUAUUGUGAAUAGGUUUGGUGGUUGCUUUAUGGAUGUGGAUGUUCAGCCCCUGGCGUAACUUAUUAGAAAUGUCUUCAGGGGAUAUUUGUGUGUGGAAUGCAUGCUGCUAUUCUUCAGUAGGGUGAGCUCAUGAAUUUGCUUCACAUGGAUGGGGUCUCAAUAUUUUGAGUUUCGGUGAUCAAAUCAGCAUCAUAUAGAUUUCUUUUGCUUGGUCGACAUGGGAGCUAAUUGCUGUAUAGCUGCAAAGCAGAGGCCUCAGCCAUGUAUCAUUCCAGUUGAAGUGUCAGCUUACAGGAAUGUAAGACACUCCCCAUCAUGGAGCUUCCGAUGGGACAACAGAACACAUAUAGAAGACAUAAUGGAAAUCCCCACAUUUUUGUCCAACCAUAGUAGUGGAAGUAUUCGGCCUGAAACGAAGAGUGGUUCCAUUGCACCAACUGAAGGCUUUUCUAAUGGUGGUAGCCCUUCUGAUUUGUUCCACAAGGUCAAGUGGCAGAAAUCAGAAAAGAAGAUGGAAACAUCUAAAGUUGCUCAAUCUGAUCCUAGAGCAGAUAGACCCACUGCAAGUAACUCUUCCCCUGAGGCAAAGCUUUGCAGGAAAUCACUAGACAUGGUAAGCGUUGCUUCAGAUACAAAGGCAUCAGCCUCUGUCUCUUCAACACCACCUGUGGUAUCCAGAGCAGAUCCUUCAUCCUCUAGGGGACAUUCUCUAGGGAUGGAUACAGAUUCAAUGAGGAAAGCACGUCGCUCACCAGGAUAUCAACUAUAUAGACAGGUCUCAGACAGCAAGAUUCCAUCUCUCAGAUCUCUCAAUGAGAGCAACUCUCCUGAAGGAAGGCCUUCCUCCUCCAUGCUCUCAGUCUGCAGCAAUGAUUUAUCUGUAGCAGGAUCACAUGGAGAGUCAUCUGAUGGUUGGUCAAUGCGAACAUUUUCAGAAAUGGUUGCAUCAUCCCAAAGAGAGAGAUGGUCAAUUGAUAGUGAGCUCUUAGGUUCCAUUUCAAGUAAAAUGACCCGAUCAAAUGCUUCAAAUCGUACUACCGUCUCCCCUGACCAAGAGGUGUGCAAACUAUGUUUAAAGCUACUAAAGGAAAGGUCUGCGUGGAAUGCCCAGGAUCUGGGUGUUGUCGCUGUUUUAUUGUGCGGCCAUGUUUACCAUGCUGACUGCCUGGAUAGCUUAACUGCAGAAGCUGAGAAAUAUGACCCUCCUUGCCCCGUAUGCACUCACGGUGAACAAUGUACCGUGAAGCUAUUCGGUAAGCUGGAAUCAAAGAUAAAGAACAAGAUACCUACAAAUGUGAUACUCGAUGGUGAUCUAGAUGGGAGCUCUAAGCAUCAGAAGAAAAGCAAGAGAGUGCCCAGAUUGGGCACAAGUAUUAGCAUGAAGGACUCGUUUAGUCGGCCAUUUUUGAGGAGGCAUUUCUCAAUUGGCUCCCGGCCACCUCGGUUAGUUUCAGAGAGCGAGUCCACAAGGAAGAAGGGCUUCUGGGCGAGGCACUGGAGAGAAUAGCAUAGCACUCAGUCAUCAAACAGAAGGGCUCUUGAAGAGGAAGUGAACUCCCAAGCAAAGCAUGUGGGUUUUGCAGUCAAGGGAAACUGAUCUGAAAGAUAUUUGCUGUUGAGCAACGACCGUACUGGAAGUUCCUCCUACUCGUCAUGUUCAGAGUUGGGCACUCUGAGUGAUGUUAUUGGUUUUCAGGAUAGAAUAAUAAUAACAGUUUCUAUAUUAUGCAACUGAGGGUUCUUGCAGACCCCGUCGCAGCUUAUUAGCAAGUAACCUAACAGAGAAGGGAUGGCCUUCAGGCUGUAGGUAGGAUCCAGCAUGGUUGAUUGUUACGUCCAGUUUUUUUUUCUUUGUAUUAUUGGUUAUGCGCACCAGCGAUUGUUUGAUCUGAUACAUAAUUUGGGAACUGUCGUACAUAGCUGAUGCUAUUUGUUCGUUUAAAAUGCAUCACAGAAGGCGUUGAUGGUAA